AUGUUAAAACAGAACCCCCUGGAGAACGGAAGCGGACACGCAAAAGCAACCUCCCGGGUACACGGCCUCACCUUGGGACUUUGGGGGGCCGGCCGCCUUUGCGCGCGCUCUUUCACCUUGCAACGUCGUCAAGGCGAUCCCUCCGCCUCCCGUGACAGGAGCCAAUGCUCCGUCGCCGUUGGUGACUGGCAACUGACGGCGAUCGGGGCAAGUAGCAAGUAUCAAGUUGGAAGGACCAUAAAAGAAGGCAGGCAUUGGACCAGCAAUGCAAUUGCAGUUGUCCUCCAUGUCCUCUGCAUCAGGCAUCUCUUAUUCAUGGCUUCCAACUACUCCCACUCGCGCCAUGACUAUGAAUCCUUGACAGAGCCAACCGCAGGUCUCAUGUGCCUUUGCCUCCGUAAGACGAUGAAUUUCGACUGCACGUGCCCCAUGAAUGCUCCCAACUACUUGUAAAUAACCUUUUAAUUUGCAGCAUGAUUCAGAGUAUUCUCAAAAUCAAAAAGAAAAAAGAAAAAAAACUACCACAACUACUUUCUUUCU
Molecule: messenger RNA, 540 nt
Organism: Zingiber officinale
Lineage: Eukaryota; Viridiplantae; Streptophyta; Magnoliopsida; Zingiberales; Zingiberaceae
Exons: 3
Coding region: 1-453 (150 amino acids)
Source: RefSeq, a predicted model, not a curated record